CUAGAGGGAGCUGGGAGGGAAGCCGGCUGGCUGGUGUGGUCGGCUGGGAUUUGUAGUCCUUGUGGGCGGUUCAGUUUGCUGGUGGGCGUGGGAGAGACGCACCAAUAGGACUACAGAUCCCAUUGCGCCGGGCCCUCCGGGGGCGGGGCUGGGUUUGUGACAGCUCGCCACUGGCCGUCUUCUUCCCUGCCGCUGUGCGGGCCGGGGCCGGCGAGUGCGAGCGCUCGGAGCUAGCUAGCGCGCGCGGCUGCUCCCGCUCCCGCGGCUGGGGCUUGCCUUUGCAAAGGGGCGCCGCUGCCACGCUCUCCCUUAAAGGCACAGGCGGGGGCGAGGCGAGGCGAGGCGGAGCGGCAGCCUGCUGUGUGCUAUGCUGGGGAUCAGCGGGGAGCUGUGAGCGGCGGCGAUGGCUUCCAAGCUCCUGCGGGCCGUCGUGCUGGGCCCCCCCGGCUCUGGCAAAGGGACCGUGUGCCAGAGAAUUGCCGAGAGCUUCGGGCUCCAGCACCUUUCCAGCGGGCACUUCUUGCGGGAGAACAUCAGGGCAAAGAGCGAAGUUGGUGUCUUGGCAAAGCAGUAUUUAGAGCAAGGCCUUUUGGUACCGGAUCACGUCAUCACCCGUGUCAUGAUGAUGGAGCUGGAGAAAAAGCAGUCUCAGCAUUGGCUACUUGACGGUUUUCCUAGGACACUGGUGCAAGCUGAAGCACUUGACAGAAUCUGUGACCUGGAUCUAGUGAUCAAUUUAAACAUCCCAUUCGAGACGCUAAAAGAUCGUCUAAGCGCUCGCUGGAUUCACCCAGCUAGUGGAAGAGUGUAUAAUAUGGAGUUCAACCCACCUGAUGUACAUGGGAUCGAUGACAUCACGGGUGAACCAUUAAUUCAACGGGAAGAUGAUAAACCUGAUGCUGUUGCUGCUCGGCUAAGAAAAUACAAAGAAGCUGCAAAGCCAGUAAUAGAAUUAUAUAAGAGCAGAGGUGUCCUACACUCAUUUUCUGGGACAGAGACCAACAAAAUCUGGCCUUAUGUUUACACUCUGGUUUCCAGCAAGGUCCGGCCUGUCCAUUCCAAAGAAGCUAAUUAACCAUCUUGUGUAAAGGAUCAAGAAUUUAAUAUGGCUGUCGUAUUUCAUCAGACAAGAGGCUCUUUUGGGCAUCCUAUGCUGCAUCUUUCCCCUUAGGGAAAUUUAUUCUUCCAGUUAUGUAAGAUGAAUGGCUUAGAACAACAUUUGGACAUGCUAGAGCCACAACAAUUCCUGGAUGGAUGGAGACAUGCACCUUUGAACUGUAGCUGGAACACCUUUCACUUUAUUAUGCCUCUCUCUCUCUGUCCAUUAGUAGCCUUAGCCAUUUUUACAUGCAUGUAUAAUAUUUCAUAUUGUGCUUUAUAAACAUUAGUCAGUCCCCAGGCAGUGCAUGCUGCCCCUAUUUUGCAAAUGGAGGUAUGUGACUGGCCAGAGGUCACUUGCUGACUCUGAGCAUGGGGCUGUAAUCCUGUGCUCAGUGCAUUGGACUACGUGUGAGUAACAUUCUGCUGAAGAAGUGACAAAACUACCUGUUGGAGGUGCGUCCAUGCCCUGUUCCCUUGCAGUAGCUGCAAACUCCAUUCUUGGUGGCCUUUCUUCUGCAAACUUUUUUUUUUAAUUGUUAGGUUUCCCUUAAAGUUACCAUAUUUAGAAGAUAAUUGUUGAAUGUCCAGGUUGUUUUGAAUGAGAGAACUUUGUGCAUUGAUCAUAGGACUAGAAGGGACCUUGAGAGGUCAUCUAGUCCAGUCCCCUGCAUACAUGGCAGGACUAAGUAUUAUCUAUACCAUCCCUGACAGGUGUUUGUAUAACCUGCUCUUAAAAAUCUCCAAUGAUGGAGAUUCCACAAUCUCCCAAGGCAAUUUAGUCCAGUGCUUAAGCACCCUGACAGGAAGUUUUUCCUAAUGUCCAACCUAAACUUCCCUUGCUGCAAUUUAAUUGCUGCUUCUUGUCCUAUCCUCAAAGGUUAAGAAGAAUAAUUUUUCUCCCUCCUCGUAACAACCUUUUAUGUACUUCAAAACUGUUACCACAUCCCCUCUUAAUGUUCUUAGAUUUUAAAUUCACUGAUACUAUCUCCACCGCUGACAGUUUUAAAAUCUAGAUUGGAUGUUUUUCUUAAAUAUAUAGUCUGGGAAUUAUUUGGGUGAAGUUCUGUGGCCUGUGUUAUACAGGAGGUCAGACUAGAUGAUCACAAUGGUCCCUUCUGGUCUUGGAAUCUGUGAAUCUAUGAAAAUAGCAAUCUCUAUUCUUUGUGGCAUCUACAAACUUUUUUAAUGUCAAUUUUUAAAAGAGUUGUAAAUUCUUUACAUCAAUUUGACACCUGAUCACCUUGGGGAUAAUACUAUAUUUACAUACCACAGCAGGACAUUGGUGGAUUGACAUAAAGCACUGUAUAAGUAUGAAGUGUUGUUUAUUUCAAAGGGUUGGCACUCACAGCAUGUGCAUUCCUCAGGGUUUAUUAAUGAUGCUGUGGGUUGGAGUGGUAGUGAUUGACUUCAGGAAGUAUACUAACACCAAUACACUACACAUGGUUGCACUGUCAUUUCAGCACUAGGUUUUUAAUUUUGAGUUUCUAAAAUGGCUGCCGCACCUGUUCUUUAGUGCAAAGCAGAAUUCAGGAGACCCUGAAUUGGGGUAGGAACCCCAAAACUCACUUGAAACUAGGUACAACCUGGCAAUCUGUGUCAAAUCCAACAAUUUAUGAUGAUCCCUCCCAUCCCAGAGUCCAGCUCUACCUUUUUAGUUGUCUGUGUUGUGUGCAAAGGGGUGGGGUGUUUGGAGUGUAGUUAAAGGGAUGGAAUGGAUGUGUGUGUAUUUACCUUAGAAUUGCUAUGGGAGGGCUUGUUAGAGGUUUUAGGUCCUAAAUAAAUCCACUUUUUUUUAGGAGAGGAACAGGUCUAGUUUUACAGGGCAUGCACUCAUUAAAUAUUGGUGUGCAAAUUAUCUAUAGAUACUUGUACUGUGUUUUUAAAGGAUGGAUCAAAUCAUUGCUGAGAUAAACAUCUUCAAUUUGAACUGCAUACUAUCCCACUGCACUUGGGUCACACAACCUACCUGUGUUAGUUGUUUUACUUCAGCUUUCUCCUACAGUCUGAAUCUUCCCAUCAGAACACAACACAAUUCCCCACUUCAUCCCCUGACUUUGGUACUUUACUGUGAAUCUUAUGCGUGGUUUUUUGUUUUUGUUUUUUUUAAAAAAUAAAGUGGUGACAGUUCUGUAAUAAACCAAAGUGGGGGUUGGAAGGAGGAGGUUUCCUCUGUCUGUCCUCUCCGUGGGAACCAUUUGGUAUUUGUAUGUUUGCUGAUGGCUGGAAAUGUAACAGCGAGUUUAUUCUUGGGUGGUCUGGUCCCUGGAGAAUCACUACAGCUAUAUUGCCAUUUGAGAUAUGUAAAUAAAUUUUUUCCCCUGCUUCUA
This is a messenger RNA of Caretta caretta (loggerhead turtle), 3428 nucleotides long. RefSeq names its product adenylate kinase 4 (gene AK4). Lineage: Eukaryota; Metazoa; Chordata; Testudines; Cheloniidae. Gene Ontology annotation, molecular function: AMP kinase activity; ATP binding. The record is from RefSeq and is a predicted model, not a curated record. Gene Ontology annotation, cellular component: mitochondrion. Gene Ontology annotation, biological process: nucleobase-containing compound metabolic process.